Messenger RNA from Ceutorhynchus assimilis (cabbage seed weevil), 654 nucleotides. NCBI's taxonomy places the organism in Eukaryota, Metazoa, Arthropoda, Insecta, Coleoptera, Curculionidae. The record is from the annotation of a GenBank genome assembly.
AUGGUUAUACACGGUAUUUAUAUCGUAUCCAAGUCCGGAGGGCUAAUAUUCAAUCUGGAACAUAAUGUCCCUAAAAUUGAAACAGAAAAGAGGUUCACUUAUCCUCUAGACAUAAAACUAAACUACGAAAACAAGAAAAUAUCGGUUCAGUUUGGACAACGAGACGGUAUUUGUGUGGGCCAUAUUUUAUACUCCAUCAAUGGAAUAAUGAUCACAGGCAGGCAGUUGGACGAUGGCAGAGAUGCCAUGGAAGUUCUAGAAAACAGAGAAAAUUACCCAUUGAUGUUAAAAUUUGGUCGUCCGAAAAUGACGACAAACGAGAAAAUAUUUCUAGCCAGUAUGUUUUAUCCACUGUUCGCUAUUGCCAGCCAGCUAAGCCCUGAACCCAAAAGUUCUGGCAUAGAAGUACUGGAAGCUGACACUUUUCGAUUGCACUGUUUUCAGACACUUACCGGAGUGAAAAUUAUGCUGGUUGUGGACCGGAAUCAAAUUGGGUCCGAAGUGUUUUUGAAAAGGGUUUAUGAACUUUAUGCUGAUUAUGCUUUGAAAAACCCAUUUUAUUCGUUGGAAAUGCCAAUAAGAUGCGAAUUGUUUGAUACUAAUUUGAAAAGUCUUCUAGAGCAAAUUGAUAAAAAUGGAAUUGCCAGUAUUUAA